AUGUCUGCACCAAGAUUCCAGAAAGUAAACUUUGGGAGCCAUGAUAAUUACAUUCCAGUCAGUGAAGUAAACAGAAAAUCAUGGAAUCAGCAAUACUUUGCCUUGGCAUUUCCCAAACCGCCACGGCCAGGAAGAAAACGGAGAUCAAUGCCUUCCCUAUUAAGAGAUAAGAGAAUUCCUGAAUAUAAUCAAGAUAAAUCAAGGGGAGGCCGCAGACAACCGUUAUGGAUGCACCAUUCUCUAAUGACAAUUUCUGAAGGACCAUCUGCUUAUUUAGCUGCCAGGACACAGCCUCCAUCUAAAUCAACUCAUCGCCCCAAGGAAGAUGCUGAAAUAGGCACUAAAGGCGAAAAAGACAUUACAAAAACAGAUGCCAAAAAAGACAAGAAAGAUGCAAAGAAGGGCAAGGAGCCAGCUACAGAAUCUGAAAAUGAGAAAAAGGAUGCAAAGAAAGAUGCCAAAAAAGAUAAGAAAGGUUCAAAGAAGGGCAAGGAGUCAGCUACCGAAUCUGAAGAUGAGAAAAAAGAUGCAAAGAAAGAUUCCAAAAAAGAUAAGAAAGGUUCAAAGAAGGGCAAAGAGUCAGCUACCGAAUCCGAAGAUGAGAAAAAGGGUGUAAAGAAAGGUUCCAAAAAAGAUAAGAAAGAUGCAAAGAAGGGCAAGGAGUCAGCUACAGAAUCUGAAGGUGAAAAAACGGAUGCAAAGAAGGAUAAGGCCGAGAAAAAAGACACAAAGAAACCCAAUGAGAAGGGUGAUGAAUCAAAGGACAAGAAAAAUGCAAAGGGGAAGGGGAGUAAAAAAGAAAAGAAAGAUGAAAAGAAGCCCGGUAAGACAGAUAGCAAAUCAAAGGACGAGGCCAAGAAAGAUGCCAAAAAGGAUACUGACACAGAAUCUGCUGAUGCAAAGGAUUCAAAGAAAGAUGCAAAGAAGGAUGCAAAGAAGGAUGCAAAGAAGGGCAAGUAGCCCUUGGAUAAUAAUUCAAAAGCAUAGUUGAUAAAACAAUUUUAGUAGUCUGCAACUGAAUCUAUGAGAGUAAAGGGGAGUUCAAUGAAUUAAUCAAAUAUUUUUUUAAAUGGAGUAAAGAAGAAUACAAAGAAAGACUCAGAGAAGCUUCAUUAAAAAUGUAACAUGUUAAUAAAAAUUAAGAGAUAAUUCAUUGAAGGACUUGAAGGAUACUUAUGCUAAAUUUGGGGAUAUAAAGGAUUCAGUGAAAGAUCCCUAGAAAGAUUCAAAGAAGACUAUUCAAAUAAGGAUGUAAAAGUUAAUGACGCUGAAUCUGCAGAUCCAAAAAAAUAAAUCAACAAAGUCUUCAAAAAAAUCCAAGUAGGCGUAUGUUGAAUCCAUAGAUUCUAAUGAUCUGAAGCUGCAUCCAGAGAUUUAAAU
Ceratotherium simum simum (southern white rhinoceros) is the source of this 1380-nucleotide messenger RNA. The record is from RefSeq and is a predicted model, not a curated record. NCBI's taxonomy places the organism in Eukaryota, Metazoa, Chordata, Mammalia, Perissodactyla, Rhinocerotidae.